Messenger RNA from Colletotrichum paranaense, 144 nucleotides. RefSeq lists its product as uncharacterized. The record is from RefSeq and is a predicted model, not a curated record. Bases 1 to 144 code for a protein of 47 amino acids. Lineage: Eukaryota; Fungi; Ascomycota; Sordariomycetes; Glomerellales; Glomerellaceae. The transcript has a single exon.
AUGCAGUCUGUGGCCUUAUGUCUUGCAGAUCAUGAUGUCUCAUUUCUGCCUGCCACAGCAAGUAGAAAUGCAACGCCGUCACGGUUUUCUUCUCUUUAUUGCAACCAAGGUCGGAGAGAAACAGAAUUAAACAGGAUUAAAUAG